Astyanax mexicanus (Mexican tetra) is the source of this 8935-nucleotide messenger RNA. Its product is annotated as arf-GAP with GTPase, ANK repeat and PH domain-containing protein 1. The record is from RefSeq and is a predicted model, not a curated record. Gene Ontology annotation, molecular function: protein binding; GTP binding; GTPase activity. NCBI's taxonomy places the organism in Eukaryota, Metazoa, Chordata, Actinopteri, Characiformes, Acestrorhamphidae. Gene Ontology annotation, cellular component: nucleus. The transcript is spliced from 20 exons. Bases 1361 to 4969 code for a protein of 1202 amino acids.
GCUCUCUCUUGCUCUCUCUCUCACACUCUCACUGUCGCUCUCCCUCUCGCACACUCUCGCUCUCUUUCACAGUCCCUCACUUCUGCUCUUCCUGUGAGUGUGUCUAUUACUCUCCCCUCCCUCCUCAGCGAAAUUUGACUUGCUAAUCGCCCGAGACAUGGUAGAGAGAGAGAGAGAGAGAGAGGGAGUGAAUGAGAGAGAGAGAGAGAGAGAGAGAGAGAGAAAGCGAUAGCAAGAGGAUGCAGUGGUAAAAGGUUUCCUACACCCUCACGAAAUCUUCCAGCUACCCCUCUCCUCAUCCCUUCAUCCAGUCUGCUCGGUUGCAGGAUGUGGAUGCAUUGACAGGUUCUGUCUCUUUUGUGGUGGAGCCAUGCAGCAUCAGCCGUGGAUUUCCUGCGCUUGCAGCCAGCAUUCUUUUUUACCCCAUAACCUUUUUUCUCCCCCCCCGCGUCAUCUCUUUCAGACCGCCUCUCUGCUCUGAAACGGGUUGCCUUUUAUUGUCCUCUAACGCAGCUCAUUUCUAAGCACAGAAGACCAAUCACAUCAUGUGGAUUACACCACACUGUGACUUGCCAAUCUCUCGACUGAGCAAACAUUGCAAUGCGAUGGAACAGUGAUCCGGAGGAAUUAAAGAGCUCGCCGGGGGAAAUAAACAGGUGGAGCGGAGACACAUGGCAAGGACUCUUCGGAUACUGCCAGAGUUUUUCUUGUGAAUGGACUGUGAGGGAUUUUCUUAGCUGAGGAAUAAGUCGUGCUCGUACCGUUGGGGUUGCAUAAUGGCAGAGUCUAGACCAUACUGUAACCUCCCGUCUGCAAAUCCCAGACAGUGAGCACCACUUCCACAGAUCCAUGGGUGGAAAGGAUGGAGGAAUGGGAUGCCAACCAUCUGUGGGAUGUGAAGGAAAGAGGAUCUGUGAAGCAUCUGUGAAUGAAUGGUACAUGGAAGCAGAAUAGAACUGAUACAGGACUCAUUUAUUUCAGUUUCAAGUCGUCUUUGUUGGGUUGGGAAUUUGUUCUGUUUGCUUGUUUGAACCUUUUGCUAGUGAUAUCAUCCCAUACUUUCCUCCAAAACAUUCCGUAACAUGUGCUAUUUGAAUUUUUCAAUCGUUCCAAUUGUUAUUCCGCAUGCUAACUGCGACGACUAACUACAAGGCUGUAAAAACAAGGGUAUUGUACUUGUUUGAUAUUGAAGCCUCCGUUUCCUAAUCCCUGCAUGUUGUGUUUUUCUGACUGCCUAUUCAGGCGCUACCUAUUGGCUUCCCCAAGCCUAGCUGAUUGGUGUUAACAUUUACCAUCUCAUCACCAAUCCAAUAUCAUCUUUACCUAAAGGGCUCUAGGUCUCUAGGACACUGCUGUCCACAUGAGCCACUCAGGGAGCCUGCAGAGACGAACCACCUACCUCAUCUCCCUAACUCUGGUCAAGGUCGAGGCCAUAGGGGAUGGUGAAGGGACUGAGCCAACAAAACAACAGACCCCGGCCCUUGUGCAGGGUCCAGAAGAUGGAGCGCAAACACCGGAGGAGGAAAAAGUGGAAGAGGUAAGCAAGAGUCCAGAGAAAGAGAAAGAAUCUCCAUUUUCUGAGACUGAGGAGCACAAGGUUGAGUUCAGGACCCGGAAGCCUAAUACAGAGAGGAGACAAGAGAGCAGCAAUGUGUGUCCCAUCAGAACACUUCCACCAAAACCUAAGGGAACAAGUUGCCCACCUGUGGUUGGUAAAUACAAAGGCAGGGAACUUCAUAAGGACUCUAGGGGUGAAUCUUUUGCAAGAGUGUCACCUGAUGGCGAAGAAAGGAGAGAGGAAAUAUUUAAGACAGAGCUGCCUAAGCCUGAUGUUUACAAGACUGACAUUUAUACCCCAACAUCAGAAAAGGUCUUGGAUGUUGGUGUUUCGAACGGGACCUCUGUCCGGUCCAGCCUUCCAAUACAUCUCAGCCAGCGUCCUGAGGCCUUGCUCCGAUCCCACGCUGUGGUGACUAUGAACCGGCGUGAUCUGAAGGAGACCUGCAAGACCAUCUCCUCCUCUGCCAAGAGCCUGGACUGCAAGGCCAGAGAGCACUCGCCCCCAGUUACCAUAACAAUGACGAUGGGGCCUUACCGGGCCUCUUGGUCAGAAAGUGAGGGGAGAGGCAUGUACCACCGCUAUGGCAUAGAGCCGUUAAUGGUGGCGGAAGAAGGUUUUGCAGGAUCUGGACUUGUAACACGUGAAAGCCCACAAGUGGAAAAGCUUAAAACAAUAUCUACUUCGCUUCCUGCUCCCGCCAUACGACCGCCAACCAAACCACAGCGUAAGGGCAAGAGUCGCACCCUGGACAACAGCGACCUACAUUUGCUCUCAGAGGACCUGAAAAAGGGAAAGGAGGCCCAGGUUGGAGCGUCUGCUGGGCAGCGUACUUCUACCCAUGCUUCAGGCAAAGACCGGAAAAUGUUGAAGUUCAUCAGCGGCAUUUUCACCAAGAGCACCCAGUCCCCUGCAACCCCUCCAGCGGUCCCAGCAACUCCAAUACCCCUUCAUAGCCCCAUGCAGAGAGGGUCCAGUGAGGAGGAAGCUUGUGCAGCGAGUCAGGAGUGGAUGCUGAGUCGAGCCCUCCAGGACCUGCGUCUGGGUAUCUUAGGCAGUCAGCUGAGUGGGAAGUCAGCCCUGGUCCAUCGCUACAUGACUGGCAGCUACCUGCCUCUGGAGAGUCCCGAGGGAGGAAUGUUUAAGAAGGACAUCCUCAUUGAUGGACAGAGUCAUCUUUUGCUGAUGAGAGAGGAGCCUGGACUUCCAGACCCAGAGUUCUGCAGCUGGGUGGAUGGCGUGAUCCUGGUCUUCAGUCUGGAGAACGAGAGCAGCUUUCUGGAGGUCUACAACAUCUACAGGCAGCUGAGCCUCCAUCGCAACAUCGCCGAGAUCCCCUUCAUCGUGGUGGGCACUCAGGAUAAAAUAACCAGCACUAACCCGCGGGUGAUCGACGACGCCCGUGCCAGAAAGCUGUGUUCAGACGUCCACCGAUGCACCUACUACGAGACCUGUGCUACCUACGGCCUGAAUGUCAACCGGGUGUUUACAGAGGCCGCUCAGAAGACGGUGGCGAUGAAGAGACAGCUGGCGCUGUACGCCUCCUGCAGAUCUCUCCCGAACUCGCCGAGUCAUUCCGGAGGAUCUACUCCACUGUCUGGAGCUUUUCCAGGCCAGGCCAGUAACGGAGGUCAGAGCAGUGACUACUCCUCCUCCCUGCCCUCCACUCCGGUCAUCAGUCACAAGGACAUCAGCGGGGCGUCCGGAGGGGAGAAGCUAGGCAUUGCGACGCCUGUAUCCCUGCGCAGCCAUGGACGAACCGCUCGAUUUACAGCGAGGCGGGGCAGUGACUCUGAGAGGCGGAGUGUUGACAGCAAAGACUUUGGCGUAGGACGCGCCAUCCCCAUCAAACAGAGUAUCCUCCUGAAGCGUAGUGGGAAUUCACUGAAACAGGAGUGGAAGAAGAAGUACGUAACUCUGUCCAAUAACGGAAUGCUGUCCUACCACUCCAAUGUCAGCGAGUACAUGCAGAACGUUCAUGGUAAAGAGAUAGAUCUCCUGCGGGUGACGGUGAAGGUUCCGGGGAAGCGUCCUCCCAGGGCUGCCAUGUCUGCUGGCCCCCUACCCGGACACAAUGGUUUAGUCCAAGAUGUGCCGGGACUGGAGGGGAGCAGCUCAGCCGCUGCUUACCCGAGUGGGCUGUUAACCGUGGACGAGGGAGCCGGGGGUCAGCGGGACGUCCAGCGCUCCUUUACCCUGUCCAGUAAAGUCCAGAGUUUUGAAAUCGAGGGCGUUCUGAACCCCCCUCUGAUUAAAGACCCCAGCACGUCUCCGGUGACGGACAGGAAGAAGCAGCGGAGGAAGAAGAGCAUGAAUCAGAGAGCAGACACCACCAUCGGCCAGGCUGAAGCCAAGCGCAAAAUGUGGAAACUAAAAAGCUUCGGUAGCUUGAGAAACAUAAAUAAAACAGAUGAUGAGAACUGUGAGUUCCUGAUCGUGUCCAGCACGGGGCAGACGUGGCAGUUCGAGGCUCAGAGCCAGGAGGAACGAGACGCCUGGGUUCAGGCCAUCGAGAGCCAGAUCCUGGCCAGUCUGCAGUCGUGUGAGAGCAGCAGGCACAAGGCGAGAAGGAACAGUCAGAGUGAGGCAGUGGCGAUACAGGCGAUCCGUAACGCUAAAGGAAACAGCUUCUGUGUGGACUGUGAUGCUCCUAAUCCGACGUGGGCGAGUCUGAAUCUGGGGGCUCUGAUCUGUAUCGAGUGCUCGGGGAUCCACCGGAACCUCGGCACUCACCUGUCCCGGGUUCGCUCCCUGGACCUGGACGACUGGCCCUACGAGCUCACGCUGGUGCUCAUCGCCAUCGGCAACCACAUGGCCAACAGCAUCUGGGAGAGCCGAACGAGAGGCCGCUAUAAGCCACGCCCUGAUUCUACACGUGAGGAGCGGGAGUCGUGGAUUCGGGCCAAAUACGAGCAGAAGCUAUUCCUGGCGUCGCUUGCCACCCUGAACGAGGGCCUGGACGGGUCGCUGUCGGCCCUCCUCUACAGAGCUGUGAUUGACAGAGAUUUGCCCAGGCUCCUCCUCCUGCUGGCCCACAGCACUAGAGAGGAAAUCAACGCCCCGUCUCCAUAUGUGAUGCGAUUUGGAAACGGUGCCAUCCACGAAUCACUGUCGCCCCUGCACGCUGCCUGCCAGCUUGGAGACGUUGUCAUGACACAGCUGCUGAUCUGGUAUGGUAGUGAUGUGCGGAGCAGGGACUCUAUGGGUCAGACGGCGGCUGCUAUGGCGCGACGGGCGGGCAGUCAGAUGUGUGUGGAUAUCCUGCUGCAGCACGGUUGCCCCGCCGAUAUCAGCCCCACCACCUCCACCCCGCCCACCACGUCCCCCUCCGGUGCCACCAGCCCCAGCCUGUCCCGCAACAGCAGCUCCGCCAGCCUCAGCCGGGGCACCUCCAAACGCCCACUGUCCUAACGCCAGGACCCGGAGUGGGAGAGAGCGAACACAGACGAGAAGACCAUCCAGAAGUACGAGCACCCAACUGCAGGAGUCCCACUGCUAAUACCCUAAUCUUACCCCCAAUCCCCAAUCCCAUUGCUGUGAGGAGGUUUUAAUUGCAUCUAGCCACAUACAGCUAUAGAGCAUUAGUGAGGCAUGGUGACCUUAGAUGACCUUAGAAUCUCAGAGCUUUUCUGUAUGAAGAUUAUACAGCUGCCUCUGUCACCUUAAAGCAGAUCAACGCCACUCAUCUUGUCAGAAGGGCUGUCCGGAUACUUUUGGACAUGUUGAGUAUCUUUAUUUAGGCCUCUGCAACAAGGCACAGUGUCUGGCCACAGGAAGGACACUUGGACGCCCUCCAGAUUGAGGUCAGCACCACAGAACUGUAAACCGACCCGUCUCCAGCUGCACUGCGAUACCACCCUGAGUGAAAUCAGCUUAAAAUAGUCCUAAUAUUCAUUAUCUCCCAUUGUUAGAUAUUAGAUAUUAAUUUAACAACAUAUUUGGAUAUAGUCCAUUUCUUGUUUGUUUUUACUGCAAGUGUGCAAUUCCAACAGUAGGUAGAUAUCCUAAACGUCAGGUUAAAAAGGCUAAUUUUUUAUCUGGUAAAAGCAGUAGUAACAUCUUGAAAUGACAGGAAUAAUCAGAUUUUAUUCACAGACAGACAGACUGCUGAAUGUCUGAGUUUGUCUGUAAUUUAAUUAAGAUGUUUAGAUUGUCAGUCAUCUGAUAACAUGUUACAUGAAAUUAGGAUAUCAGAUAAUGAGGAAAGAUUUCGCCCCAAUCCCAUUUUUCUUUUGUACCCCUAACCCUUAAAACAGAGUUUUAAGAGAAAGGGGUGAAAUCCUUUCGAUAAAGUAUAGGGACAGUUGGGAAUUCAGCACCCCCGCCAGAAAAAGCACUCCCUCUCAGGAGCGCACCGUCGCUAGAUAAGUAACUGUGAUUGAGAUAAGCAUAGCUUUUGGAGUGUUUUUCUAACCCGUUAAAGCGGAUUCAUUUCUUUUAUCAAGAAGACGGUGUGUACACACUCCUGAGAGAGGGUGCUUUUCAUGGCAGGGGUGCUGAAUACGGCACAACACUGGCAAGCCCACUGAGCAGUGAGUAAUGACAUAAGCGUGCUCGGGCACGGAUUGUUUAAACGCAGUAUAAGUGCAGGCCCACACGGAAGUGGGUAGGGGACAAAAUCGUUCUCCAGCACGAUUCAACCGAACCAUGCCUAAUGUGAGUAAGUAGUUUAAGAUUAUUUCUGCUUCCAGGGUCUGUUUUCACACGCAGACUGAGACAUCCCAGAAUACUCUGUCUGAGAGUUUACAUGCACUGAGAAAUCUGAUUACUAAGCUAAAAUCCAGCGUUCCUCGUCAGAGUUCUUAAUCAGAUUUUUACACCGUAUUUUGAUCUAAGAAUGCUGUUUACGUGAGUACUGGAGUAAUCAGGUAACUUUGAUAAACUUGAUUAUAUGUUGAUUAGAUUUAAGGUGAUUUCACUCAGAGAUAAAUCAGAACUCGACAGUCAGAACCUGAGAGAUCAGAACCUCCUGAUCCGACUGAAGCUGAAGCGCGAGAGAGACGAUUCAGCUGGACGUCCAUUUCAACCAGAACCAGAAACCGAGAGUCCGGACAGAACCGCCUGGACAGAAUCCGUCCGGACCGCCGCCACAGAGGCUGGAAUACUGUGAUCGGACUAUUUAUCCUGUUUUAUUAAUUAUGAGAUUUAUUUGUUGUUCUUCAAAGCUGAGGGCUUCAGAACUGAACAGUACCGCUGUGUUCUAAAGCGGAACCCUGAACCCUGGACCCGUGUACAUACCGAGGAACUGUCCAGAACCUUCUAGAGAGAGACUACUGAUUGUACAGACACAUGAACUAGCGGAAACCCACUGUUACAGUCUGUCGUUAUUAAUAAUAUAUAGUCUAUAAAUCUGUACCAAGAAAAGGAUGCCCUAGAAGUUCUAUGAAAGUUCGGGCGUUUAGACCUGGAAUUGCAUUAAUGAAGAUUUUAAUUAUGUUCUUUCAUAUCUGUCGUACAGAGUGGUUUCGAGGUCUGCGGCGUUCGCUCCGGGACGUUAAAUAUUUACGAAUAAGAAUGAUGAAAGCGUUGGACACGCCCACGUCGGACACGCCCACGUCGGACACGCCCACGCCUUCAGUUCCUUUGAAUGUAUUUGCGAUCCUGUUCUAAAUGCAGUGUUUACGUUCCUGAAUGUACGCUUGUAUCGUUUGUGCUGUAGGUGGUGGACGCCAUGAAACCGUAAACAGGAAGUUGUUUUUUUUAUCUCUUGAGUGUAAACAAAUAUAAACACACUAUAAAGCUAAAGGUUCAGAGACUGGAGAGAAGUGAAGGAAAUAAAUUUACACUACAGUUCAAAAGUUUGCAAUCAAAUACAUUUAUUAAAGUUGCAAACAAAUGUAUAAAAUUAUUCUGAAGGUCUAGAAACUGUAAAUAAAACUGUAGAAAUAGUGAUUAAUGAUCACAGCUGUAUAGGAUUCUACACUAACUGUAGUUUUAAUAACAUUCAUAUCCAGAAUGAAUUUUCAGAAAUAGUUAUAACCAGAAUGAAAUUCUAAUAAAAUAAAUAUCCAGAAAUAUUUCUAAUAACAUAUGUGUGAUGAUGUUUUUAUCAAAUUCAUAUGCAGAAAAAAGUUCUAUUCAAAAUAAUAUUUAAGAUUUGUUUUAUUUGUUUUAUUGCUAGCAGAAUUAAUUGUUUGAAAAAAAUGUAUGUCCAGAAUAAAGUUCUACUCAAAUUAAUAUCUGGAACUUUCUAGUUAAUUUCUAGUUAAAUUAAUAUACUUAAAAUAUUUCUGAUAACAUUAUUAACUAAAAUGAGGUUCUAAUAUAUAUAAUAAUCUAAUAAUAUAUUUUCAUUUCAACAUAGGAAGAAAUAUUAAGGAAAUAAAUGUAAAUAGAUAAUUACAGUCUUUAUUAUUUAUCAUUUAAAAUCUUUGUUCACAGAAAACUCUUAAAUAGAAUGUUUAAAAUAUCUUAACUAUAUCUUUAGACAUUAGAUUCUAAUAUUAAAAAUCUACUAUAAAAAGUAUAAAAUAUAUAAAAGUCUAUUAUUGUAUAUAAAAUAAUAAAUAACAGUGAAGUGAUGCAGACUUUUGGGCGGUAGUGUAAACACAGGUUUAGUAUGCUGGUACUGAGUGGAUAUGAAGAUGAGAAGUGCGCUGCUGUUUGAUGAUGUAAUAAGUCUGAAAUCAGAUCAGAUUUGUUUCAGAUUGUAUUUUGGGUUUUUAGUUUGUUUGUUUUUUUGGCUUCUGAUGAUCAGACCUGCGACUCUUCCACUGACACCAACAUCCGAACCGCUGCAGAACCCGCCGCUCAUCACUGUCCAUCUGGAACCCAGAACCUGGAACCAGACGUAGAACCUGGAACCGAAAAAAAAAAACGGAACCAGGAACCCGGGACCAGGAAACUGGGACUGGAACCUGCUGUGGGUUUGAUUGGCAGCUGCAGAUUUGUUGCAGAGUCUUGAAGCAGGAUUGUAUUUACCCGUCCGGUCAUGUGAUGUUUUCUACUUUUAACUGCACUUAAAAAAAAAACAAGAACAAAUAAUAAAAUAUGAAAGAAGAUACACCAAAAAAAUAAAUGUUUUAUAGCAAAAAAUGUGGCUAAUGUGUUGUUAAUAGUGACGAGGUAGAGCUACUUCACUACUGUACGUAAGUACUAAAAUGCUGUAUCUGUACUCUACUACUGGAGUAUUAUUUUUUUUCUCCUACUUACACUUUUACUUUACUACCAAUUUUUUGAUGAGUUUAAUACUUUUACUCUGAUGCAAUGUUUAUGUGCUGUAUCGUUACUCGUUACAAUUCUAAAAAUGUUAGAAAUCGUUCCAAACCCAUGUUAUAACUCAAGUCAGAGAGGUAGAUGCUCUGCACUGUCACCGAGUUUGAUGAAGCUGCUCAUCAUUGAGUGAAUAAAGAUCACGCCGCUCCUGUUCUGCCUUUA